AUGGCUGUUCGAUUGAAUGGACUUUAUUUCUGGGAGAACAGGACCCAAAUGUCCACCUUCUCCAGAGAGUCCUCCUCCCGCAGCUCCCUGAAACCAGAAGGCAUGAGGCAGCUCCAAGCCCUGGCCCUCUUCUUUCUUCUCCUUCAGUUGGGAACGAAGGAGGCAGAGUCAACUAGAGCUUGUGGCCAGCCCCGAAUGCUGAACCGAAUGGUAGGAGGUCAGAAUGCCCAGGAAGGGGAAUGGCCGUGGCAGGUCAGUAUCCAGAGGAAUGGGACUCACUUCUGUGGAGGAAGCCUCAUAACGGAUCAGUGGGUCAUGACGGCAGCACAUUGCUUCUCUAAUACCUCGGAAACUUCCCUGUACAAGGUCCUCCUAGGGGCCCGGCAGCUGGUGAACCCUGGACCUCAUGCCAUGUAUGCUCGAGUAAAGAGGGUGGAAAGCAAUCCCCAGUAUCAGGGCAUGGCCUCUAGUGCUGACGUGGCCCUGGUCCAGCUAGAGGCUCCGGUGACCUUCACCGACCACAUUCUGCCUGUGUGCAUUCCCAACCCUGAGGUCAAGUUUGAGACAGGGAUGAACUGUUGGGUCACAGGCUGGGGCAGUCCCAGUGAGCAAGAUAACCUGCCCAGCCCUCGAAUUCUGCAGAAGUUAGCUGUGCCCAUCAUUGAUACACAGAAGUGCAACAUGCUCUAUAGAAAGGACCCAGAGCAUGGAGUGCUACCGAAAACCAUCCAAGAUGACAUGCUGUGCGCUGGUUAUGCAGAGGGGAAGAAAGAUGCCUGCAAGGGUGACUCUGGGGGACCCCUGGUCUGCUACAUUGGUCAUUCUUGGCUCCAGGCCGGAGUGAUCAGCUGGGGAGAAGGCUGUGCCCGCCGCAACCGCCCAGGAGUCUACAUCAGAGUCACUUCCCACCAUGCCUGGAUUCACAGGAUCAUCCCAGAACUGCAGUUCAAAUCUGGCUCCGACAGGAAGAGGGGGCCCCGGGGCCAAGAGAACUACAUGCUAAGCUUUGCUCCUUGCCUGGCCAUCCACACCCUGCUACUGGGCCUCACUGUUCUGUUAACCUUCUUUUGA
This is a messenger RNA of Dromiciops gliroides (monito del monte), 1071 nucleotides long. Its product is annotated as serine protease 27-like. The transcript is spliced from 8 exons. Lineage: Eukaryota; Metazoa; Chordata; Mammalia; Microbiotheria; Microbiotheriidae. Gene Ontology annotation, biological process: proteolysis. Bases 1 to 1071 code for a protein of 356 amino acids. The record is from RefSeq and is a predicted model, not a curated record. Gene Ontology annotation, molecular function: serine-type endopeptidase activity.